AUGGACGAAAAGGUGAUCGACUCCAUUUUCGCGGGCUCUCUGAAGUCCUUGCCCGCGGUCAGUUCCAAGAUCGUCAGGAUCUUCACCAGCUCCACGUUUACAGACACGACGAUGGAAAGGAACACGUUGAUGGCCCAGUGCUACCCAAAGUUAAAGGACUACUGUCGAGAGAAACACGGUUUGGAGUUCCAGGUGGUGGACAUGCGAUGGGGAGUCCGAGACGAGGCCACGGACGAUCACAUGACGACCGAACUCUGCAUGAGGGAGAUCGAAAAUUGCCAGCGCCUCUCCAUGGGCCCGAAUUUCGUGGUCUUCCUCGGGCAAAAGUAUGGAUAUCGACCGAUUCCGACGUACGUCCUGAGCUCGGAGCUGGAGAUGCUGAGGGCCGAGCUAGAGUCUCAGGGGAUGGAUGUCGUGGUUCUGGACACUUGGUAUAAGAAGGACAGCAACGCGGUUCCACCGACCAGCGUUUUGCAGCCCAUCUCGUCGAUCCUGAAGAACUUCAACAACAAGAGGGUCCCGAAGCUGCAGCAGGAGGACCAGGCGAUAUGGUGGGACACGAUGACGAAGAUGCAGAAGUUGUUCCGAAAAGGGGCCCAGUCCCUCUUCAACGCCGGGAAAUUCGACAAGGACACCAUGCAUAAUUACUUCAUGUCGGUGACCGAGAGGGAAGUCAUCAACGGAAUCCUGAACGUGAAGAAUACGAAGAACCAUUGUUUAGCCUACGUGCGCUACAUAAACAACAUAAAUCUGCAGAACCUGAAGAAGGCCAGCUUGUUCGUGGACAUUAUCAACCGGAGUUUGGACAACGAGGCGUCUCGCCUUCUGGCGAACCUCAGGGACGAGAGACUGCCGAAUAAAAUCGAGAGCAUGAAUUUACAAAGGUACACCGUCGAGUGGAUUGGAAGGGAGGGUCUCGAUGCAGAGACUCACGGCGAAUAUCUUCAGCAUUUCGUGAUGCAUUUCUACAGAAAUAUGGUGAAACUGGUUGACCGGGCGAUGAGAAAAGAGGACAGCUCGGCACAGGGGCAAAUUAUUACGGAGAUCUUGCAACACUUGCACGCGUGCAACAAUUCCGUGAAGGUGUUUUACGGGCGCGAGGACACCCUCGAGAAGAUUAAGGACUACAUGCUGGGAGAUAGCGAUAAACCUUUGGUGCUGUAUGGAGAGGGAGGUUGUGGAAAGACCUCUCUACUUGCAAAAAGUGCAGGCCUGAGUUACACGACCUGGCUAGCCACGAAGAAGCCGAUAAACGUUAUUCGGUUCCUCGGAACCACUCCUGACAGCAGUGCCCUGACCCCCACGUUAAUUUCGAUAUGCCAGCAGAUCUCUUACAACUUCCUGUUGCCAUUCGAAGACAUUCCGGACGACCUGGUGCCUCUGACAGCGCACUUCAAGUACCUCUUGACACUGUCAAGUGCAGACCAGCCGAUACUUCUGUUUCUUGACAGCGUCGAUCAGCUGACUGGGGUCCAGGGGAACAAACUGUCCUGGCUGCCGACGAGACUUCCAGCUCAUUGCAAGAUGAUCCUCUCUUGCGCCGCGGAGGACUCUAAUCCUACGAUUUCUCGGGAUUAUCAUUUAUUGAGGAGAAUGAUCGACACGGAGGAGAGUUUCAUCGAAGUUACCGCCCUGGGCGAGGACCUGGCGAUGGAUGUUAUCAGAAUGUGGAUGAAGACGGCGCGCCGUGACCUGAACAAUUAUCAGUGGCGAUUGGUGGCAAACGCGAUAGCGAAGUGUUCCUUGCCGAUCUUCGUGAAGCUCGUCUUCGCGGAGAUCUGCAGAUGGCGAAGCUACACGAAGCCUGUAGAUACGCAUCUGGCGAACACAGUGAUGGACAGUAUAAUGAUGCUUUUCGAGAGGAUCGAGAAACAACAUGGAAGGAUUUUGGUCUUCCACGCGUUGGCAUACAUCACGGCUGCGAAAUCGGGUUUAUCCGAGUCCGAGCUCGAAGAUUUGAUUUCGCUGGAUGAUAAGGUCCUCGACGACGUAUAUCAGUACCACUUGCCGCCUGUCAGGAGGAUACCACCUCUACUUUGGACCAGGAUCAGGAACGAUCUGCCGAAUUAUCUGAGCGAGAGAGAAGCCGACGGCGUUAGCGUGUUAAAUUGGUACCAUCGUCAAUUCCGGGAUACCGCUAAAGAACGAUACUUCAAGAACAUGAACAUGGCAAUGUACUUUCACUCCAUGAUCGCGGAUUAUUACCUCGGGAUUUGGGGUGGAGGGAACCCGAAGCCGUUCAAGUAUACGGAGAUCCAGAGACACCGAUUUAAUCUGACAGACAAAGAAGGCGUAGCCGACAGGAAAGUCCCGGAACAGCCUCUAGCCUUUUACUCUCAAGAGGGAAAGCUCUCGAGAUACAACUUAAGAAAGUUCGGAGAGUUGCCUUUCCAUCUGGUGAGGGCACGCCGAUUCAAGGAUCUUUUCGAGAACGUGCUCUUCAAUUACGAGUGGCUCCACGCGAAAUUGAGUUCCUGCCCCCUGCAAGCCGUGCUUUCGGACUUCGAAGACGCUUGUGCCAACAUGGAGGAUCAAAAUCUCGUUCGAGAACUGAUGUUAGUUGCUGACGCUCUAAGGCUAGGCGGAGCCAUUUUAGGAAACCACCCAAAUAUGUUGGCUCCGCAAUUAGUCGGAAGACUAUUGCCGGAGAUUGGCAAUAAUGUCAAUGUCAGAAUGUUGUUGAGGGCUUGCGACAAAGACGGUGCAAAGGAUUGCGCCCUGCUUCCGUUGUACCAUUGCCUACAUACACCUGGAGGGCCGUUGAAGUAUUCCCUGGAAGGCCACCAAUUUGCAGUUUUUGGAUUCUGCCUGACAACCGACUUUCGAUACGUAGUCUCGAUUUCUAAUCGGUUCAUUACUUGGGAUCUGAGUACCAGUGACAUGACGAGAGAUGUGAAUCCUGGUAUCGAGGGAAUCAUGCAACAACUGGUCCUCAGUCCUGACAAUAGAUACGCCUCGGCCUUUACGAGCAACGACCAAACCGUCGUGCUGAACACUCUGACCAGCGAGUUCGUCAUUAUAAACAAUCCUCUUCCGAACGAGGAAAAUGUUUUCGGGAUUCAUCUGACCAACCAGAACGUCUUCAUCUACGGGAGGAAUGCCUGGUGCAAAUUCGAUCUGCGAGGAAACUCCGUAGGAAAUCACACGACCCCGGAGGACUCUAACCAAUGGCCAAUCAUGUACAUGGAGUAUUCAACUAACGACGAUUGUCGAAUCGUCUUCUGGUCUGGAAGUAUGGAUGAUACGAGAUUAUUAUUACACACUACCUCCAAAUUUCAAUUGUGCUUUUCUUUUCUUCUUCAAAUUUUUAGCGCAAUGGCCCUGAGUAAUGAUAAGAAAACGCUUUUUGCCUGUGCGAAUGACGGUGAUUAUCGGGUGACGAAAUACACGAUAGAUGAGAGCUCCUCGUACUGGGAGAAGAACUUUGAGAUGCCUAGGUCGAAAAAUGACGACGUCGAGUACGUCCUUCAAUUGAAACUGGACCGAGAGGAAGAGGUCCUGUUGGCAACGACAGGGAAUGGAUUUGUAGUCUGGUUUUUAGAGAGCAAAAGCGAUGCGAUGACGCUGAUGCUUCCCCAUGGGGUUCGGAACAUCAGCACCAAAAUGAUGUCCUCGAAUUCCAUCAUGGUCAGCGGCACCAAAAAUUAUGCAGUGGCAGGUGUCAGGAAAAAUCUUUACGUGUGGAGUUUGGAGACGUUCGAGCUGGUGAAGAUUUUGGACGCCCAUUUUGCGAGGAUUAUUCAACUAGAACCAUUGACAAUUGGCAAUUGGAACAGUGUCAUCACUUCGAGCAUCGAUAGGAGUGUCAAAGUGUGGAAUAUUGACAAUAUAUUCGAACAGGUCCACGUGAUUGACAGGCAUGAGCUACCCAUUGAUUCGUUGAGCUUGGCAGAACACUGUAAUCUUGCAGCGACUGUUACCAGAGGUUGCGUCGGUGUUUGGGAUUUGCAAUCUGGUAAAUUGAUAUCGAGACUGGCUGAUAGUCCCUUGGGGGCAAUUGUUACUCAUGCUCGUAUUACACACAAUGGAAAGUACAUCAUUUCGACAGAGUCUGGCAAUGUCUUAAUUUGGAACCGGAUAACUGAGCAAGUUCUGUUUAAAGAGGAGCAACAAGAUGUCAGGCAAUUAUCAUUGAUUUUGGAUACGAACACAUUUAUGGCUGUUUCCAGACCAAACAAUCCCCCAGGAGUUGAAACUGUUCGAGCUACAGCAGUCCUUGUUGUUCGGAGCAUACCUGAUGGUAGAACAAUAUUUACUGCGGAAUAUCAAGUGAAGAGUAGCACCGGGGUACCAUUUCGAGAAGUUGUACCAACAUCCGAUGGUAUGCACUUGGCCGUACCAGCAGCUGACAAGGGUAAUCGAGAUUGUGUAAUGAUCUACGCUGCUCAGACUGGUACACUUAUCAGCAAAAUUCCAAUCAAGAUACCAGGAUUCAAGGAUAUUACCAUGAUCGUCUCAAUGCCAUCACGAGGACAGUGGAUAGGCAUCAUUGGAGCUGAUAAAGGAAGCAUUUUAGAUAUUAAUAAGAAAAAGAUUGUCAGGACAAUACCUAAGUGGAGCGGAAACAUUAGCAAAGAUGGAAAAUAUACCCUUUACGCACCCAGCAGAGGUGGGCUCGACCUCGUGGAACUGAAGAAAGGUACGAUCGUGAAGACGUAUAUUCCAAAAGUGGCAGAAGGUGUAUUUACUGUAAUUUCCAUGUUCAAUCGGACUGACGAAUACGUUCUAUACUACCACAGUGGUCGAAAGACGAUAAGAGUUUUCAGAAUGUCAGAUUGUGAAAUGAUAGCAAACUACAGAGUGCAGGCUGAACUGAGUGCCAUUGAUAGUACGUACGAUGGCAGAAGUAUCGUUCUAGGAACAGUGGAUGGCUGCGUCUCCGUGCUUGCUAUAGCAGAUCCUCAGAAAUCGGAAAUACAAGAAUACCUCGCUAAUCUUCCUUCGCGAGAUGAACAGUGGAAAAAGAAAAUGGAGAAGCAACGAGUGACUACGAAGUUCAAAGCUGCAGCACGGAUCGCGCGCGUUACUCACGACUUAUCGAAUAGCAUUCGUGAGAAAAGUGCGAGUACAGACGGCGUCGGACUUGAAGAAAACGAAUGAGGCAAAAUGAUUUUCUCGAUGUUGCGACGUUGAGUAAUUACCAGGAUUAAUUCCUCAUUUUGACAGUAAUUACCAGAAUUUCCUC
This is a messenger RNA of Orussus abietinus, 5185 nucleotides long. Its product is annotated as NACHT and WD repeat domain-containing protein 2. The coding region runs from base 1 to 5100 and encodes 1699 amino acids. Gene Ontology annotation, molecular function: protein binding. The transcript has 26 exons. NCBI's taxonomy places the organism in Eukaryota, Metazoa, Arthropoda, Insecta, Hymenoptera, Orussidae. The record is from RefSeq and is a predicted model, not a curated record.